GGCCCCGCGCGGGUCCGUGGGCCGGCCGGGACGUCUGUCUGUCCAGGGUAUGCUUUUCAGAGCACCCUGGCUUGUGAAGCAUUACCUGGUUAAACUGGAAUCGAAGCAGGACAACGCCAGCCCCUCCUGGUCCAGAAAAGGGCUCUGCCGUGGAACCGGCCCUCGGGAAGCAUGGGAAAGGGCUACAAGGUGGUGGUUUGUGGAAUGGCCUCAGUGGGAAAGACUGCGAUUUUGGAGCAGCUUCUCUAUGGAAAGCACACUGUCGGCUUAGAAGAGGGUGCCACAAUGGAAGAUGUGUAUUUGGCAUCGGUGGAGACAGACCGAGGCGUGAAGGAACAGUUGCGGCUUUAUGACACCAGGGGUCUGCAGGAGGGCGUGGAAUUGCCCAAACACUAUUUCUCUGUGGCUGACGGCUUCGUGCUGGUGUACGCCGUGACCAGCCUUGAGGCGUUCCAGAGAGUCGAGCUGCUCAAAAAGGAGAUCGAUGUCUUCAGGGACAAAAAGGAGGUUGCAGUUAUUGUCUUGGGGAACAAAACUGACCUCCUGGACCAAAGGCAAGUGGAAACAGAAGCAGCACAGCAAUGGGCAAGGGCUGAGAAAGUGAGACUGUGGGAAGUGACUGUGACAGAUCGGAAAACACUGCUUGAACCCUUCACCUUCUUAGCUAGCAAACUGUCCCAGUCCCAGAACAAAUCAACAUUUCCCUUGCCUGGAAGGAAGAGCAAAGGGAAUAACUGUGAAAACUAGACUAGCUUAGCAUUGUCUCCUGCUGCCAGGUCACAGUCUAAGUCCUUUUUGUGCCAUUUGCUCCAUGCAGUUUCACUUAAAGCAAUAAUAUCAUUCAGCAAUAAAAUCAGCAAGCUUAUAGCUAAGAGGUAUCCUUCCUUCUCAUAGACUUGGCUUGGAAAAGCUGCUGGUGGUAAAAGCCUCAAAAAGCACUUUAGGAGAGCAGUUAUUUUGCAGCCAGGGUUAUGGAGGAGGAAGGCAUAGAUGGAUACCUCUCUAGCAGGGGCUUUUACUAUGCCUGGAUACAGCCAUGUUGAGGGACAAAUCAACAAGCUUACCAGUAUAUAAUCCCUCUGCAGAUCUAUAGCCUGUAGUCACAAAAAGUAUUAACUGCAAUAAAGCAUUCCAUUUGGGAAGGUGAUAUAUUUGAAAUGGCAACAGUUCUUUUACCUUGACCUUAAACAGGGCCACAGGGCUUUUUGAUGCUGCAAGAGGCUGAGAUCAGUGUCUUGCUGUAGGAGAAGGAUAUGGAGCAGGAGGAACAAUUACCAGAUUUAGCCACUGAUGUUUUGCUAGUGUCUGGAAGAAAAAAAACCCCAGCAAAAUCAUAAAAAAAACACCCCCCACAUCUUAUGGGAAAUACCCUAACAUGAACCUUGUCAACAAAGUCUAGUAAGCAGUGCUUUCAGGUCAGGAAUUCAUUUGUAGAAACCAGAACAGCUCUUAGAGCUCAUUGAUUGAACAACAACCUAAGGACAACACAGCUGUGGGUUUGUUCCAGUAUGUCCACUACAAAUCCCAUAGGUGUCCCACAUUCCCACAGGUGGUCAUUUUACUGAGAAUUAUACGGAUCGAUUUUGUAUGGAGGAGGUAUUGCUGGGCUCUGCUUAGGGCACGCUCACCUGGCUGCUCAGGCAAGCUGCAGCAAUCCACCCUCCCUAGGCCAGCUAGCAGCUGGCACAAAGCUCUGUAUGGCUCUGCAGGUGGGGCUAAGGAGGGUAGGAGGCUGCCUGCCUUUUUGGGGACAUCCCUGGGCAAACACCCAGCAAUACCCAUACAAAUGGCACCAGUCUCCAUGCGCUGCACAUGGUCUGGCUGCAGGAGCACAACUGCAUGUGCUGUGUUUGACUCAAUGCUGGCAAAUCUGUGUGCUGCAGGAAUCUGCUGUCCCAGGCCAGCCUGGCACUAAACUGAACAAAAGGGGAUAUAUAGAGUGACAGAAUGAGCAAUUUUUCCCAGAGACAGGGGCCAGGUUUUGGCAUCUAAGAACCUCCUGUACUAAUUGAUGCUAGCUUUUCUUUAUAUUUGAAGGCAAGAGUAGGGAGAGAGACUGAAGUACCCAGUUUCUGCAUUUUCCACUAAAUUAAUCCUCUUUUGAACAAAUACUGAGAAUUUCACUGUGAAUCAGCAAAACCACAAGCAUUAUUUGCACUGUCAUAUUGUAACUGCUAAAUAAUGUGCUUAAUGAUCACAAUUAAGCUCAUAGUAUUGCUCUUCCUGAAUACUGAUUAAUAAAGCCUGUCAGCAUUACUAAAGUCUGUCAACAUUAUUAAUGUCAGAGCAGCAGUACACUUCACUAAAAAUUAAACAGGAAUCCCUACCAUUAUAAUGAAGGUAGAUGAAACUGUUUAUGUGCUUUGCUCAAUGUAGUUUGAAUUUCUGUGGCCAAGGAGUAAGAUAAGAGAGCAAUUAUGAAUGAGCAAGCUCAUGUAAUGCCUUGCUAGGAACAUACAAUGUUUCCACACUGCAGCUGAGUAAGCAUGAUAGCAUGACCUCCCCACACCUGGCCAGUAAGAGUCAUUGUCCCCAGCAGGAUGACACUCCCUCCUCACUCAUUUCCUACUGAACACAUGUGUACUCCAGGCUUCUCCCUACCCAGAAGACUCCAUAUCUGCCUGCAUGCUUGGAAGUGGAGGUGACUUCAGAGCAGCAGUGGUUCACUGCCUCACUGCAACUUCUUACCAAGGAAUGGGUCAUGUUCCUCUUCAUCAGCUCUGUGGAACCCCUCUGGAAGGGACUAGAAUCAGCCUUGGAUCAAUCAAAAUAAGUGAAGAUGUCUCCUAACAGCACAUCACUAAAGCUGACCCUUGAGCCAAGGGAGUGCAGGUUGACAAGUCAGAAUGAACUUAAAAUGCCUGGAGAUGGAACGAAUGGGGAUGACUGGUUCCAGUGCAGCUCUGCAUGCUGCAGAGUCGGUGCCAAUUCUUCUGCCAAGACUGAUGUCACCCGUAGGCUGCCAGAACUGUGCAGUGCAAGUGCAGCUUGCUCACUUGCUCCACUGGACUCUCAGGAAUUGAGAGUGUUUUAAGACAGGCAAGAGAAACAGUAUCUUCUAAAUGACUAAGGCCAUUUUUCCAAAUAGGCUUCAUAAAGGCAAACACAUUUUCUUUGAUUUGGCUAAAUGUAGAGUUUAAAUCAUUUGGGGCAUUCAGAUAAAAAAAGAAAAUCACCACCCACUGUUUUCUUUCAUAAACUUACUCUGAUGUUUUUCUAAAUAUCAUAGUGUUUUACUGAGAAGCGAUGGAAAAUCUAGUGUCUCCUCUGCAAAUGAUAUGCACACAGUGGCUGGUACUGAGUAAAAAUGAAACUUGCUGUAGUAGAGUUUUACACAAGGUGAAUAAGCAAAGUACAGAGUAUAAUGUAGUACCUAAUGGCCAGAACAUUUAUUUUGUUCUUCCUGUUCCACUGACUCAAACCCUGUUCUAGGUCACUGGGAUCAUUUACCUUCUGCAAAACCAGAGUCCCUUCACAAGAUAACAGAGAAAACUUAUUAUAAAGAAAAAAAACAAAUUAGUAAACAAAACCAUCUUUCUCUGUUCCUCUAAAGCC
Camarhynchus parvulus is the source of this 3555-nucleotide messenger RNA. It is a transcript of the gene NKIRAS1, whose product is annotated as NFKB inhibitor interacting Ras like 1. The transcript is spliced from 5 exons. The record is from RefSeq and is a predicted model, not a curated record. Gene Ontology annotation, biological process: canonical NF-kappaB signal transduction. Lineage: Eukaryota; Metazoa; Chordata; Aves; Passeriformes; Thraupidae. Bases 172 to 747 code for a protein of 191 amino acids. Gene Ontology annotation, molecular function: GTPase activity; GTP binding.